Molecule: messenger RNA, 3571 nt
Organism: Carassius auratus (goldfish)
Lineage: Eukaryota; Metazoa; Chordata; Actinopteri; Cypriniformes; Cyprinidae
Product: zinc finger CCHC domain-containing protein 12-like
Exons: 2
Coding region: 1612-3546 (644 amino acids)
Molecular function (GO): zinc ion binding; nucleic acid binding
Source: RefSeq, a predicted model, not a curated record
GUGCGCGCUCUCUCUCGCUCUCUUGCUUCGUUAGAACAGAAGCGAACGGAGGUGUUUCAGUUCUCUCCGAUUGAUAUGGAAAAAAAUUUGAUUAAUCAAGUAGCAAUAUUUGAUUAAAACACGAGUGAUAAUCAUUUAAAGACGCUGUGUCGAGGUUAGAGGCAGAGUUGAUAAAAGUGGGAGACUUGAGUCGUUUUGAAUUUUGAUUGCAGAGAGGAGGCCUCGUUUUAAUGCAUACGGGGUUAUCCAUUAAUUAAGUGUUUCAUAAAGAAGCAAAAGACGUUUUCGAUCGAAAAUCGAUUUCAGGAAGUUGAGGAUUGAAAUACGAGUGGAAACUGAGUUUGAACUACAAGAGAUUAAGACAGUCGAUCUCAUCCGUGGUCUUGGUCAGGUUUUUUUUUUUUCCUUGUUUUCUUUUACUUCGGGUUCGAGUUCAUCAUUGCCUUAUCGAGUGUGUGCUGAUACAUCUGAGAUGACGCUGUUUGGAAAUCGAUGUUUCACGGAAUGGAGUCUCUGGAUUUCGUCCAAACUCUCUUGUUCACGGAGGGAGUAAGGACUGGCGAGCCACAAGGAGUUUCCAACAAGUGCUACUGAAUGACAUCGACAUUGCUGUGUUGAACUGGACGGUAGGAAAGUAAACUAGCAGGACAAAAAGCGCAUUUCAAAAUUCUUUUUGGAAGGAUCUAAUUGGAAAAGACUGAGUGAUUAACUAUUCUGUUGUGAUUACUGAAUUCAGCCAUAUUCACAAGUUUGUGAAUGAAACCUCAAGUACUGAAACACAAAAUUUGAAGAUCAAGCUGUGAAAUUAUUAUUUUUUUUUUUUCUUACUUGAUCAAGGGUAUUUGCUUACAUGUGUUUAUAUAUAUUGUUUUUUUUUAAUUGAGAGAAGAAAGGGAAAUUUAUUCCUUGAAAUACAGAAAGUGUAUUCAGUAAGGGUUAAGUGUAAAAUUUACCUGGAAUCAAAGUUUCAAUCAAAGAGGUGAGCACAGAGUCAUUGAUACACAUUUUUUUUUGUCAGAACAAAAGUUUAAUUUUUUGUAAUUUUUUUAUUUUUUUAUUUUUAUUAAACGGUACACAGUACUAAAGAGUACACAAAGGGUUAAUUUCUCAUUUACUGAUGAGAAGUUGUGUCUGAAGAGAGAUUGAAGUUGAGUUUUCUGAGUUUUCAUUUGAAGCCCUUGAAAUCUGUAGAGGGAAAGAAUAUAUUGUCACAGCCAUUUGCAGUAAAAUAGGUUUACUUUUCAUUGGUUGAGAAAUAACGCAUUUUGUUUUUUUAAGAAUUUGUAUAAUUUUUUUUUAUAUUUUUUUUCUCUCUCAUUCUUACAAUUGUGGAUUUCAAUUGAGCCAAAUCGUUGCUUUUUGACAAAUAACACUUGAGUUAAUCAUCUUACCGUGUCUGAGUGAUUCAUUGUUGUUGUUGAGAUCCUUAUUCUCCGUAGGCGAACCAGAAUCUCUGAACACUGGCCAUAUUCAGAACCCAUCGUGUCUGCAGUACUUGGUGCAGCGGGUUACAGGAUAAACUUGGCGAGCCAGCCAGGAGAAUUUGGGGUGUCAUACAACAACGGUGACCUCAGUGGGUGAGUAGUGUAUACAGCGAGGUUGGUGAGAAAUAUGGAUAUUGUGAGACGAGAGAAAGUAAUCGUUCCCAAUGCCGUUUUAGUGAGCGGUAUAACACUCUCUGAAUCCGAUCAAGAUCUUGAGUCAUGGCUGAUGCGUUAUGGUAGCAUAAAGCGAACCUUGCUUAUUGAUAGCCCUGCCUCAGAAUUUCACAGACAGGCUAUCAUAGAGUUCCAAUAUAGAUCAGCCAUGGAUACACUGCGACCUUUGUUGCCAUUAAGAAUCGUUAGUACUUCUCAUGCAGAUGUAAUUUUUAAUGUGCGUGCCCUGAGCAGUGUUUACACACAUGCAACUGGUGAUGACAUCACUAGAGACUAUUUGGAGGAAUUGCAAGAAAUUGCUAGAGUAAGCGGAAAACCUUAUCAGCUUGUGAUUCAAGAGGAGCUAAGGAAGCUUAAUGCUGCUAGCUCUCUCAUUGAUUUGUCACCCACGCCUAGUGAUGGUCCUGUUGUAGCGGAGUCUCAAACUCCCCAAUUAUCUCAGUCACAGGGAGCAGGCGUGGAGGCACUUGCUUCUCCAUCUACAGACCAAGUGUUCUUUCCGAAUGUUCAACAAACCAAGGAGCCAAACCUGACCAAGACUAAUGGGGCAGAUGCAGUGCCUAUGUCUUCUGCCUUGUCCAUGGAUGUGUUAAGUCCCCCUAGCGUGCAGCGAGUAGUGGUCGAGCAUGUUGUGCGGACUACUGAUGCUGUAUCAGCUCAAUAUGUCCCUGUGCGUUUGCGAUCGUUCUCAGGAAAAAUCCCCAGACCCCCUAACGAACCAGAUUACGAUACUUGGAGGGCGAGUGUUGACUUCUUGUUGGAUGACCCCUCCAUUUCGGACUUGUCGCGUACCAGGAAAAUCCUGGACAGUCUUUUGCCACCUGCGACUGAUGUAGUAAAGCAUAUUGGACCUCAAGCAUCUCCAGCAGUAUACCUGGAUCUGCUUGAGUCAGUUUAUGGUUCAGUCGAAGAUGGUGAUGAAUUAUUGGCACGAUUUAUGACACUGUUGCAAAAUCAGGGGGAGAAACCCUCAAGUUAUUUGCAUCGUCUGCAAGUCAUGCUGAGUGCAACAGUGCGAAGGGGAGGCAUUUCCGAAGCAGAGCGCGAUCGCAGCUUGCUUAAACAAUUUUGUCGAGGGUGUUGGGAUAAUCGAUUGCUUUCAAAUUUGCGCCUUGAAGAAAGGAAAACCAGCCCACCUUCAUUUGCCGAGUUAGUAGUGUCUGUUAGGGCUGAGGAAGAUAAGCAGGCUUCCAAGGAAGAGCGUAUGCGUAGUCAUUUGGGAAUGAACAAAAUGAGUUCCCAGUCUGUUAAGCCAAAAGCUACUGCACAUCAGCUGUCCACUCUUGUUGCUGGGGUGGGAGGUGCAGCAACUGCUGAAGCGGAUGUGUCAGAAAAGGCAAUGUCAGGCAUUCACACGCAGUUGGCUCCUCUGAAAUUUUCAGUUUCUAAGAGAGGGCAGGCUGAUCGCAAGGAAGCUGAAGAAUUUUCGGCUUUAAAAACAGAAGUGAAUGAUUUGAGAGCGCAAAUACAGGCUAUGGAGUCGGUUGUGCCUAAGAAAUUGUCAUACUCCGACUCCAAUGCAUCUGAACUUGCAGAGUUAAAGAAACAGGUGGCUGAGUUAAAAGCUCAAAUGGUCACAAUGGAAGUGCAGAAAAACCAAAUGCAAAAAGCGAAGGGGUCUCAUGGAAAUUUUGAAAAUUCACGGUUCAGACAGGUUGAGUCAAAGGAAUCGAAGCAGUCUUUGAAUUUGGUGGGGGCAUGUCGACCUCGUCCCGGGUAUUGUUUUCACUGCGGUGAGGAGGGACACAUUGCUGUCCACUGUGAAAAUGAACCAGACCCCUCCAAAGUGGCCCGAAAACGCAGUUUGUUGAGGGAGAAGCAGGCCCAAUGGGACUUGCAGAACCAAGAGAAAUCGCAGAAGGGAAACUUCAAGCCGUCUCUGCAGUAGGGCAUGCAGAGAACGGGGUUGAGUA